AUGUACGGCGAGGACGACGACUCGGGGGCCGAGGACAUGAGGCCGCUGAGCUUCAUCGCGUCUAAGCCGGAACAGCCGGCCGAGGAGCGUCUGCGGCUGAUGCGCACCACAUCAGAUCAAACGAGCACCUCCAUUCACGGCAUGGCCCACGUAAACGGCAUCAAUGGCGGUAGCGGUCUCAAAAAAGCCCAAACGUUUCCUUUAGAGCCAGCCAAGUCUCCCCUUCCCCCACCGUCGCCGACAACUUCGCUUCGAGAAACCCAGGCAUCCGCCUCAGCCUCACAAUUUCCCUUAACAAACAUCGAUAAUGCAAACGACAUAGCCCAGGAAUUGAGCAAUCUACAAGCUUUACGGCGGAUGUCGAUGGAUGUCGGCAACACUACCGACCCGGACCUUCUUCCUUUUUCAGGCGUGUCACUGAUGGCGAUUCCCUCAAUUGCACCAAAAGGCGACGACGACGAGGCCGACCCUUCGCGAUUGCUAUGGGUGCCUGCCAGGGUACAUCCAGAGCUUGAACCCACUGCCUUCAAAAAUUUUCUCGAGAACCGAGUGCAGACGAUGAAGCGGCGGUCUGGAGAGUCGUUUCUCUCGGUAGACGGGCUACAGCGGAAUAAUUCAGGUAGUUUGAGGAGAAAAAAGUCAAUGCUUUCACGUCAGGUCAAUACCAGCAGCGACGGCGUGGAUGAAUAUGUUGACGGCGCUGAGAAGCUGGGUCGGCAACGGUCUCUAACUGACCACGCAACCCCGGAGCUUAGCCUCGACGAGCUAGUCAACGACCCUACAAAAGCUGUGCAAAAACUGGCACAAGAAACGACUGGGGAGGGUGACAGUCCGAUUCUCCCGGUGGCCCCGGGCAUGGGUCUCCGGCGUUCGACCAAAACGACUUAUAGAAAAGGUGGCAGUCAGCGCUAUGGUGAACGUGUACCCUUCUCCAAGCGUGUCACGGGCAGGCAGACCGAGAAGGAAAAUACCGAGGAGGUUCCCCCAGUGCCGACAUUGGAUGCAUCAAUUGCGAAGCCCUUGAUGAGGGUCAACUCGGAGCCGAUAACGGAGAACUACUCGCGCCCUACUCGGACGGUAAGACGGCAGCAAAACUUCUCAAGAGAGACUCUUUCUUUGGGAAUGGAUGAGCAAGCCCAAGAUGGCAGCGGCGAUAAUAUUACAUCCUCCUCUCCGUCACCGCAGUCACUUCCCGUCAGGUCCUCGUCCACAUCGGCAGCACAUGGCCCCGCCUCACCAAUUCCCCAGAUAGUUGAAACGCCGCCUGCCGAGGAAAGCCCACAAGCAGCCCGAGCAUUCCCCGAGAGAUCAUCCUCACAAAAGACGUCACAGCAGGCGUUAACUGAGCAACCUCCUGUGGAUGGUCCCCCAGCACGCUCAGCCAAGCGCCCAGGUCCAGGAAAACUGGUUCAGCCGCCAGCAUCUGCGCCCAAGGCUAGCCUCAAGGAACGUGGCACACCGAACGAAAACGCCCUCAAGGAGAUCAGCCACCCAACCGCGCUGCCUGGAAGCGGUGGCACCACUACUAGCAGUCUAACCAUCAUUCCUACGUUUGACACGAUCGAAAGGAAGUUCGAUAAAAGAGGGAAGGAGAAGGAUGACAGCGACAGCAUCUCGUCUCCGAAGUCAACUUCAAGUUGGAAAUGGUUCAAGAGCGAUGACAAGGAUAAGAAGAAAAAGGAGAAGGAAAAAGAGAAGGAAAGAGAGGAGCAAGCCAGGAAGGCAAAGGGGAAGACGGGCGACAAGAGUCACGACAAUGCGCGGCUGGAUGUCCUCCAGAGCUCCAUCGACAACGUGCCCAAAGGCCGCGAGAGCCUGCGCUUGGACCGUGACAGUAUCGAGGUACCCCAUGAGGAGCGAAAGAAGGAAACGAAUCGGAAGUCAAGCGAUAGCAAGAAGGAGAGGGAGGGGUUCUUUGGCGGCUUGUUUGGGGGAUCCAAGAAGAAGAGUGAUAAGGAGUCGAGUCACAAGAAGAAGGAACACCGGGCUCUCAGUCCCGAACCGCCACCGCGGCAGCUGCGCCCGGAUAUUGACUACCCCUGGACGAGGUUUCAAAUCAUAGAGGAACGGGCCAUCUACCGCAUGGCGCACAUCAAGCUCGCCAACCCCCGCCGCUCACUACACAGCCAGGUACUUCUCAGCAACUUCAUGUACUCGUACCUUGCCAAGGUCCAGGCUAUGCACCCCGGGCUGCAGGUGCCUGCUUCGCCGCAGCAGAAGAGGCAGGAGGAGGAGCGGAAACGACGGGAAGCUGAGCAAGCACAGCUGCAAAUGGAGCAAAUGGCCCCGCAGGCUGCCCAAGAUGGGAGCUUUGAUUUUGAGUACCAUCGAUCCGGCAACCAAUAUGGCGAUGCUCCAAUUCAGCACGACGGCAGUGUUCAGUACAUAGACGACGCCCAGAUCUUCGAGUACGAGCAUGGCGGCGACCCGCAGCAGCACCACGGCGAGAACGGCGGUUACCAUGCUCAGGAUGGUUAUCCCCCAGAGCAGCAUGUUCCAAUCCAGGGACAGGGGCCCGGGCAGAAGCACGCCCGGCAAGGCAGUGUUGGCGCUGGCCAGGGCAAACCCCAGCAGCAGCAGCAGCAGCAGCAGCAGCAGCAGGCGGGCUACUACUACGGCCGCGGCGACACCAAGCAGUUUGACGAUGACGACGAGAACAGCGACAUGUGGUAG
This is a messenger RNA of Canariomyces notabilis, 2673 nucleotides long. RefSeq lists its product as uncharacterized. Gene Ontology annotation, biological process: establishment of cell polarity; positive regulation of G2/M transition of mitotic cell cycle. The transcript has 2 exons. The coding region runs from base 1 to 2673 and encodes 890 amino acids. The record is from RefSeq and is a predicted model, not a curated record. NCBI's taxonomy places the organism in Eukaryota, Fungi, Ascomycota, Sordariomycetes, Sordariales, Chaetomiaceae. Gene Ontology annotation, cellular component: cytoplasm; cell septum.